Messenger RNA from Phanerochaete carnosa HHB-10118-sp, 485 nucleotides. RefSeq lists its product as uncharacterized. Lineage: Eukaryota; Fungi; Basidiomycota; Agaricomycetes; Polyporales; Phanerochaetaceae. The transcript has 8 exons. The record is from RefSeq and is a predicted model, not a curated record. Gene Ontology annotation, cellular component: membrane. The coding region runs from base 31 to 450 and encodes 139 amino acids.
CCGGGUCUCGCAUUCUACACCAUCCCGGCGAUGUGGGCCAUCGCGUUUACCCCAGCGGUCGCCACGUUCCUCAAGCUGACGCUCACCAUCGGAUGGAACAACGUCCUGCCGCGUUCUAACAUGGCGCGCGUUAAGGACAGCCAGAGGCUUGAUCAGGCCACCCGCGACCGCCUCGCGCGGUGGGCUGGUGCCCAUCAGAAUGGAAUGGAGAAUCUCCCGCUUUGGACUGGUGCAGUCUUGGCAGGAUAUAUUGCGGGUAUCCCGCACAGAACGCUGAACACGUACGCCGUCGAGUAUAUCGGCCUGCGCCUGCUGUACACCUUCAUCUACACCAACCAGACCACAGAGGUCGUCGGCUACCUCCGAACUGUGACCUUCUUUGCUGGUGUCCCGCUCCCCGUAAUCCUUCUCAUCAAGGCUGCAAACAAAAUCGCGGCGACUGGCAUCUAAUUAUUUGUGCCCGUUGUCUUAGAUAUACCUUACUC